AUGUUUUGUUGUCCUCCCAAUAAGGUGUCAGCUCAAGAAGAAGAAGAAGAAGAAGAAGAAACUAAAGAAGAAGCUCCUCCCAAUAAGAUGGCUGCUCACGACGACGACGAAAAAGAAGAAACAGAAAAGGAAGAAAUUACGGCAAUCUUCAAUGAUGAUGACAAUGAUGAUGAUGACGCACCUGAGCCCAUGACGGCGGAACUCUUUCGAGACCGAGUGCGAAGUUUGCACGAACAGUUUGAUGCCAAUGAAGAUGGCCAUUUGAAUUUUUCAGAGUUGGCCGCUCUACAAAUGGCAACGGAAGGAAAUACAAUGACGGAAGAUAUGUAUGUGAUGGCAUGUAAGGCGUUGGAUUGCAAUCCUCAUAAAGGGAUCAGUAUCGAUGCGCUGCGAUUGACAUAUGCGUCAGAAGGAGCCGACAUCAACAAAGAUUAUUACAAAGUAUUUCCAGACCGAAAACCAAAGAAGAAACCAAAAGACAAAGAUCAUGUGUACGAAGUUGAUGGAGGGGCUUUUGAUAUAUCCGACUAG
This is a messenger RNA of Cylindrotheca closterium, 531 nucleotides long. NCBI's taxonomy places the organism in Eukaryota, Bacillariophyta, Bacillariophyceae, Bacillariales, Bacillariaceae. The record is from the annotation of a GenBank genome assembly.